Molecule: messenger RNA, 3613 nt
Organism: Pongo pygmaeus (Bornean orangutan)
Lineage: Eukaryota; Metazoa; Chordata; Mammalia; Primates; Hominidae
Gene: NUBP2
Product: NUBP iron-sulfur cluster assembly factor 2, cytosolic
Exons: 8
Coding region: 2406-3125 (239 amino acids)
Biological process (GO): iron-sulfur cluster assembly
Cellular component (GO): cytosol
Molecular function (GO): ATP-dependent FeS chaperone activity; ATP binding; 4 iron, 4 sulfur cluster binding
Source: RefSeq, a predicted model, not a curated record
GCGGUCCAGGGUGCGGAGCCGGGCCAGGGCCUCGCUUGGGGCCCCGCCGCGUCCCUUCCCGGGGCGGCCUCGCUGCGUCGCGCGCCUCCGGUGCGACCAUCACCGGCCGGCGUGGCCGGGCCGGGCCAGAGGCCGCGGCGCGGGCAUUUUCUAAACAGGGUCGUUUCGCGCGUGCUCCUGCUUCGAUGUGGAAGCUCCGUGACCUCGGAGGACCUGAGUCGUGGAGUUGGGGGAGCUUUUAAAGGAAACUUUGUUGAGCACCGCGUUGUAGGCGGGCGCGGUGGCGCCUCUGGGCCCCGCUAUCCUGGAGGUCGCGGUCGCAACUGCACCGCAGCCCGGGCAAGAGCGAGACCCUGUCUCUAAAUAAAUCACACGCGCCCAGUCAUGAAAGUAAGACGGACGCCAGAAUCUCACAUGCUUUUAAGUUCUUUGUGGAAGUGGCGCUCUCAGUGUUCAGAAAAGUGGUCUUAACUGUCGCCAAGGCUGAAUUGCAGUGGCACGAUCAUAACUCACUGCAGCCUUGACCUCCUGGGCUCAAGCCACCCUCCCACCUCAGCCUCCUGAGCACCUGGGACCACAGGAUGCACCACCCCGCCUGGCUAAGUUUUUAAUGUGUAGACAUGGGGUCUGAAUGCGUUAUUGAGAGUGGUGUGGAACUCCUCCUGGACCGAAGUGAUGCUUCCACUUUGGCCGCUCAAGAGUGCUGGGAUUACCGGCGUGAUCCACUGCACCUAGUCCAAGCUUUCAUUUUUUUGUGGGGGGAGACGGAGACUCACUCCGUUGCCCAGGCUGGAGUGCAGUGGCACAAUCUCGAUGACGGCUCACUGCAACCUCCACCUCCCAGGUUCAAGCAGUUCUCCUGCCUCAGCCUGCCAAAUAGCUGGGAUAACAGGCACAUGCCACCAUGCCUGGCUAAUUUUUUUGUAUUUUUAGUAGAGACAGGGUUUCGCCAUGUUGGCCAGGCUGGUCUCGAACUCCUGACCUCAGGUGAUCCACCACUUCAGCCUCCCAAAGUGCGGGAUUACAGGCAUGAGACACCGCGCCUGGCCCCAGGCUUUCUUUAAACGAGGAAUAUAUGCACAUAAAAAUUCAGAAGGCCUAGGCUGGGCAAGGUGGCUCAUGCCUGUAAUCCCAGCACUUUGGGAGGCCAAGGCGGGCAGAUCACUUGAGGUCAGAUUUGAGACCAGCAUGGCCAACAUAGCGAAACAGUCUCUACUAAAAAAAAAAAAAAUUAACUGGGCAUGGUGGCGCAUGCCUGUGGUCCCAGCUACUCUGGAAGCUGAGGCUUGGGAGGCUGAGGCACGAGAAUUGCUUGAACCCAGGAGGCGGAGGUUGCAGUGAGCCGAGAUUGCGCCACUGCACUCCAGCCUGGGCGACAGAAUGAGACUCCCACUCAAAAAUAUAAAUUUACUGUAAAAAUAUAUUUGCCCAGCGCGUGGAAUGAUCUGGGUUUCGUAACCCAUAAGGCUGACCAGGACUCAUUGUCCAUGGAGAGCACCCUCGCCUUCCACGGGGAGAUGGUGCUUAGCCUCCUUCCUGCACUUCCAGCCCCACUGCUCCACCCGGCAGGCUCAUGCUGACUGUGCUUUGCUGAGAAUCUGCUUAGGAGCUGCCUCAGUUUGCUGAGAAGUGAAAUGUUCUUGGGGGAACCCUCAAGGUUGUUGUCCCAGUUCCCUGACACUAGGGCCUGCGUUUAGCAUGGUGCUCAGCCCAACACACCAGACAGGCACUGUUCCCACCUCUGCCAAUGAGGAAAGCCCCUGGGGGUUAACACUGCCGCUGGUGCCAGCACUGAUGGCAGCAUGGCAGUCAGGACCCAGGCCUGACAGCGUCCCCGGCAGCUACAGAAGUGCAUGCUCCCUCUCUGCACAGGUCACUUCCAGUACCUCUUGGUGUUGAAGUGAUUUAAGUCAGAACCCCUUUUAUUGCCCCAGGGGUGACCGCGAGGCCGUGGUCUCGGGGCUUUGUGUUUGCAGGAGUGUGGGGCUGGGGCUGCCUUUUCCGCGUCCCCUGGAGGAGACCUCAGGCAGCCUCUGUAGGUCUGAGGACCUGGCUGCAUGCCAGCUUCUCCUGGGAGGCUUUGGACUUGGGAGCCUUUGAACCUGCCCUUGAGAGGCGGAUCAGGAGGGGGCAGGUUUUACGCGUCGUGUGUUCAGUCCUUCACAUGCACCCUCCAAGGACCUGUCAGGGAUGGAGCAGCUUGCUGGAGACAAGGGGCAUGACCUCAGCGGUGGCGCUGAGAGCCCGGAAACCUGGCUGGCGUCAGGCACAUCAUCCUGGUCCUCUCAGGAAAGGGGGGCGUUGGGAAAAGCACCGUCUCCACAGAGCUGGCCCUGGCACUGCGCCAUGCGGGCAAGAAGGUGGGAAUCCUGGAUGUGGACCUGUGUGGCCCCAGCAUCCCCCGCAUGCUCGGGGCGCAGGGCAGGGCCGUGCACCAGUGCGACCGCGGCUGGGCACCCGUCUUCCUGGACCGGGAGCAGAGCAUCUCGCUCAUGUCUGUGGGCUUCCUGCUGGAGAAGCCGGACGAGGCCGUGGUGUGGAGAGGCCCCAAGAAAAACGCGCUGAUAAAGCAGUUUGUGUCCGACGUGGCCUGGGGGGAGCUGGACUACCUGGUGGUGGACACGCCCCCGGGGACCUCCGAUGAGCACAUGGCCGCCAUAGAAGCCCUGCGUCCCUACCAGCCCCUGGGGGCCCUUGUGGUCACCACGCCCCAGGUACCGCCCCCGGGGGCCCUCGUGGUCACCACGCCCCAGGCGGUGUCCGUGGGGGAUGUGAGGCGCGAGCUGACCUUCUGCAGGAAGACCGGCUUGCGGGUGAUGGGAGUCGUGGAGAACAUGAGCGGCUUCACCUGCCCACACUGCGCAGAGUGCACCAGCGUCUUCUCCAGGGGCGGUGGAGAGGAGCUGGCCCAGCUCGCCGGGGUGCCCUUCUUAGUGGAAGGUGCGGACAUGGCGCCACCGCCUCCACUGUGCCCUGCAGGCUCCGUGCCCCUGGACCCUGCGCUCAUGAGGAGCCUGGAGGAGGGCCACGACUUCAUCCAGGAGUUCCCCGGGAGCCCCGCCUUCGCUGCACUCACCUCCAUAGCCCAGAAGAUUCUGGACGCGACGCCCGCCUGCCUCCCCUAAGGCCACCUUGCAGCCGCUUUCCAGGGCCACCGAGGGCUCUGCUCCAGCCUCUCAGAGAAACAGAGAGGCCUAGGUUCGGUUCCCGGGCCCUGCAGGAGCAGGCCCAGGCAGCAUCAGCGGGAGAGCGUCUCCCCGACCAGCCCAGCCCUAGGAUGUGUCGCACCAGCAGCUCUGCCUGGUUGGCCUGUGGCUGAGAGGACAGCUCGGGCCCUAGUGCCGUGGCCUGCGUGCUCUGCAGCUGUGAGACGGGGCGGCCUGGGCUCUCUUCCCAUCAUGUUUCCCACCUGUGCCCCUGGUAGCCGCGUGUCCACACAGCAGAGCGCAGGACUUCUGCAGUCCUCAGGUGACCCCGGGCCUCCAGCACCCUGGGGUCGCUGUCAUCUGUGUUAAGCUCGGGGAGUGCCCCCUAAGGGGGCGAACUGAUCUCAGGCAUGUCUUUUAACUGUAGAGGACCCUACCAUUAAACGCGUCCGCUGCUGUGGUGACAA